Myripristis murdjan (pinecone soldierfish) is the source of this 7687-nucleotide messenger RNA. It is a transcript of the gene taok1b, whose product is annotated as TAO kinase 1b. The coding region runs from base 690 to 3746 and encodes 1018 amino acids. NCBI's taxonomy places the organism in Eukaryota, Metazoa, Chordata, Actinopteri, Holocentriformes, Holocentridae. The record is from RefSeq and is a predicted model, not a curated record. Gene Ontology annotation, cellular component: cytoplasm. Gene Ontology annotation, biological process: regulation of cytoskeleton organization; protein phosphorylation. Gene Ontology annotation, molecular function: protein serine/threonine kinase activity; ATP binding. The transcript is spliced from 21 exons.
UGCAAUGUAUGGAAGUUUAAAAAGCACCUCUAACUUUAACAAAUUUCGCCCCUUGAUUCUUGCGGUGGAAGGGAGGUGAUUCUUUCCGCCGCCAUCUUUUGGGAACUGCCUUCGAAAGAGAGAAAGUUUGCUAACUCCUAUCUAGCAGCUAGCCAGCCUGUUGAGAUAGUUAGACUCGCCAGCUAGCUCGGCUUUACAUUUAUCUCCCGUUGGUAUGUUUCACUUCCACGGCAGGACAGGCUAUUCAGCGGGUUGACAAGAGCACCGGGAUGUUUAGAAAGUAAACAACUGAGGUUUGGAGUCACCGUGACAGCUCGACAGGCCAAUUAAUCUGUGCAGUUGUCAGAUAAAAUUGGCGAAUUAGCAUAUCGCUAGCUGCUAUCAUAGCUAGCGACUUCACACUCUUUGAUUUCUCCACACUGCACUGAGUCGACCGAGAUUUUUUUUUUUUUUUUUUUUUUUAGCAGCAGGCACUUUCCUCUGCCGUGCAAUUUUUGAGUGAUUGGUUUUAUCAGCCAUCUAUAUUCCACCUCUGAACCUCUCGGGAUUAUUUUGGAUUUGGGUGCCCAUGUGCUGGAUCCUCAGGCCCCUCCAUUCCUGCAGAUGAAUCGUCAGCUGCUCUGGCGUAGCUCUGCACCUAGAUAGUCCCGCCCCCCUCCCGUGGGUGAUAAGGGACUGCAUCAACCAGGAUGCCCUCUUCUGUACGGGCAGGCAGCCUGAAGAAUCCGGAGGUGGCUGAGCUGUUCUUCAAAGAAGAUCCAGAGAAGCUUUUCUCCGACCUCCGAGAGAUUGGACAUGGCAGCUUCGGCGCUGUCUACUUUGCACGGGAUGUGCGCACCAAUGAGGUGGUGGCCAUUAAGAAGAUGUCUUACAGUGGGAAACAGUCCAAUGAGAAAUGGCAGGACAUCAUAAAGGAGGUGAAGUUUCUCCAGAGGAUCCAGCACCCUAACAGUAUAGAAUACAAAGGUUGUUACCUCCGUGAACACACAGCAUGGCUGGUGAUGGAGUACUGCCUGGGCUCAGCAUCCGAUCUUCUAGAAGUUCACAAAAAACCCCUGCAAGAAAUGGAGAUUGCUGCAAUUACCCAUGGUGCUUUGCAGGGAUUGGCCUACCUUCAUUCCCACAACAUGAUCCACAGGGAUGUCAAGGCUGGUAACAUCCUGCUGACUGAGCCUGGCCAAGUCAAACUGGCAGACUUUGGCUCCGCCUCCAUUGCCUCACCUGCCAACUCCUUUGUGGGAACACCAUAUUGGAUGGCCCCAGAGGUGAUUCUGGCUAUGGAUGAGGGCCAGUAUGAUGGGAAAGUGGAUGUCUGGUCCUUAGGAAUCACCUGUAUAGAAUUAGCGGAGAGGAAGCCUCCCUUGUUUAACAUGAAUGCGAUGAGUGCCUUAUACCACAUAGCGCAGAAUGAGAGCCCCACACUGCAGUCCAGUGAAUGGACGGAUUACUUCAGAAACUUUGUCGACUCUUGCCUUCAGAAAAUCCCCCAGGAUAGACCGCACUCUGACGACAUGCUGGGUCAUGCGUUUCUGCAGCGUGAACGUCCAGAAUCUGUGCUCAUGGAUCUCAUCCUGAGGACCAAGGAUGCAGUGAGAGAGCUGGACAACCUGCAGUACCGCAAGAUGAAGAAGAUCCUCCUUCAGGAGGCUCACAACGGGCCCACAGCAGAAGCCCAGGAUGGAGAUGAGGUUUGUGAGCUGGAGCCAGGCGGUGGUCGGACAGGCACAGUGAACAGCGUGGGUAGUAACCAGUCCAUCCCCAGCAUGUCCAUCAGUGCCAGCUCCCAGAGCAGCUCUGUCAACAGCCUGAACGAAGCGGCCCAGGACAGCCGCAGUGAGCUGGACCUGAUGGAGGGAGACCACACAGUCAUGUCCAACAGCUCCGUCAUACAUGUCAAGCCGGAAGAAGAGGAGAGUUAUGCAGGGGACCAAGAAGCCAGCGGACAGCCAUCUGAGCCCCAGGCAGCCCCAGCUCAGGCCCCGAGGAAGCACUACCGCAACAGAGAGCACUUUGCCACCAUACGCACAGCGUCACUUGUGACCCGUGAGAUGCAGGAGCAUGAGCAGGACUCAGAGCUGCGGGAGCAAAUGUCAGGAUACAAACGCAUGAGACGGCAGCACCAGAAGCACCUGAUGGCUCUGGAGAACAAGCUGAAAGGCGAGAUGGACGAGCACCGGCUGAGGCUGGACAAAGAGCUGGAGAGCCAGAGAAACACCUUUACCCAAGAGAUUGAGAAGCUACUUAAAAAACACCAGGCGGCCAUGGAUAAAGACCUGAAGACAUUUGCCAACGAUGAGAAGAAGUUCCAGCAGCACAUCCAGGUACAGCAGAAGAAGGAGCUCAGUAGCUUCCUGGAGUCACAGAAACGCGAGUACAAACUGCGCAAGGAACAGCUGAAAGAGGAACUGAGUGAAAAUCAGUCAACCCCCAAGAAAGAAAAGCAGGAGUGGCUGUCUAAGCAGAAAGAAAACAUCCAGCACUUCCAGGCGGAAGAAGAGGCCAACCUGCUGAGAAGACAGAGGCAGUACCUUGAGCUGGAGUGCCGACGCUUCAAACGCAGGAUCCUUAUUGCCAGACACAACGUAGAGCAGGACCUGGCCAGAGAGGAGCUGAACAAGCGGCAGACACAGAAGGACCUGGAGCAUGCCAUGCUGCUGAGACACCACGAGUCAAUGCAGGAGCUGGAGUUUCGGCACCUGGGGACAAUCCAGAAGGCGCGGGCAGAGCUCAUCCGCACCCAGCACCAGACAGAGCUCACCAACCAGCUGGAAUACAACAAGAGGAGGGAGAGGGAGCUGAGGCGCAAACAUGUCAUGGAGGUCCGGCAGCAGCCCAAGAGCCUCAAGUCUAAGGAGCUUCAGAUUAAGAAGCAGUUCCAGGACACAUGUAAGACCCAGACAAGGCAGUACAAGGCCCUGAGGAACCACCUGCUGGAGACCACGCCCAAGUCCGACCACAAGGCCGUGCUCAAGAGGCUGAAGGAGGAACAGACCAGGAAAUUGGCCAUCCUGGCUGAGCAGUACGACCACUCCAUCAAUGAAAUGCUCUCCACGCAGGCUCUGCGGCUGGACGAGGCUCAGGAGGGCGAGUGCCAGGUUCUGAGGAUGCAGCUGCAGCAGGAGCUGGAGCUGCUCAACGCCUACCAGAGCAAGAUCAAGAUGCAAACAGACGCCCAACACGAUAAAGAAAGGAGGGAGCUAGAGCAGAGGGUGUCGCUGCGGAGGGCUCUGUUGGAGCAGAAAAUUGAGGAGGAGAUGGUCGCCCUGCAGAAUGAGCGUCUGGAGCGAAUCCGCUCGCUGCUGGAGCGCCAGGCCAGAGAGAUCGAGGCCUUUGACUCUGAGUCAAUGAGGCUUGGCUUCAGCAACAUGGUCCUCACUAACCUGGCGCCCGACUCACAGGGAGGCUGGGGGGGAGGUGCUGGUGGUGGAGGCCAGGGGGCUCAUGGGGGAGGUCACUGGCCUGGAGGAGGCGGAGGAAGCGGCCACCACAGUCACCACCACCAGGGGGGCUCCAGCUCUCAGCAACCCUGGGGUCACCCCAUGCUGGCCGGGGGCCCACCGCCCUGGAGCCUCCAUCACCCUGGAGGGGGGAGUCAGAGGGGGAGUGGGGGUGGCACGGGAGGGGUGAGGAACAGCCCGCAGGCUAUGAGGAGGACGUCAUCAGGGGGGAGGAGUGAACAGGGCAUGAGCAGGAGCGCCAGCAUCACCUCUCAGAUCUCCAAUGGAUCCCACCUGUCUUACACCUAGAACACACACACACACACACACACACACACACACACAUAUAUAUAAAGAAAAUACAAUUAUUUGUCUUACAUUUAAUUCUUCUGCACCAUGAUAACACUGUACACACACAUCAUGCAUGGACCCCACAUGCUUUACACACACUUAUCUCCCACAGGACAUCACAACACAAUGCACAGCGCUCAUACUGGUUCUGGGCGUUCCUCAGCCCAGUUCCUCUACCAUCAUGACUGCUAGCAGGGGACUGUGGAAACCCAAAAGCCUUAAGGCUAAACCAUCACGGCUAAGAGCCAAAAGGCCAUAGUGCAAUAGUGUCACAUCUUUUUAAUGUAGCCUGUAGUGCUAUUUUAUGUUUUUAUUUGCCAUACUAGUCACCGUUGCCAUAGACUCAGACUAGUGUAUCCAUAUUGUCUGACACCACAUGCAGUUUAUUAUGUUUUUAAUGCAGUAUGCAAUCUUACAAAAUUUUAUUGGGGUAAACCUGAUUUGCCAUCAGUAAUUGUGGUGUUAGAGCAUUAUGGGAAAAGGUUGUAUUCCUGGCACAAGUUGUAAUUCAGUAUUUGAAGAUUAGUUCUAGUGCCAAUUAUGAAAACAGAUAUCAAAAGCCCAGCAAGUAAUAUCCAUAAACCACUCACUUAAGCUUCAGAUUUUAGAGUUUUAGGAGAGACAAAAUGAGCUAACUGUCAAUGUGCAGUCGAAGGCGUUGAGAAAGGAAUGGUUAAGGUAGGGGUUUGAGUCUAGAGAAGGCUUGUUUUCGUAACAGUAACUGUCAUAUAGUUUUCGGAGGAAAAUAAAAGAAAGAGAACAUGUAAAGAUUGUUGUAAGUGAGUACUCUAGACGAGUACCUCUGGGUUUAUUAGUGCAGGGAUGCACAGCUGUGUGCCAUGGGGAGCCAAGAGUAUGUGCGUUUUUGUUUGCAGCCAAAGACUGCACCCGGUGAUCUUGAUGACUCACCUUCAACCAGAGAGGGAAUACUAACUGGAGAAAUCAGCGGGUGUAGUCUUUGGAAUGAAGACCUAAAUAUUCCUGGGAUUUCAUGUUGUUACAUAGUUGUCUAACUUUGGAGUAGCGUGUACAGAAUGUAACGUGUGUGGCUGCAAAGAUGCCAAAAGCGAGGCUUGUGAUUGUUUACGCCGACAUAUGGUUUCAGAGUCGGUGCCAGAAGUAUCCAUGGAAGUUAAGGUGUCAUAACUAUGUGACCAAUGAAGUGUAUGUUUUGUCGGAGUGGCUUUGCGUACGCUCGGCCUUAGUGGUUGAUUCUUGGUUUUCCACAAGCCCCUGCACUUCAUUAACACGAGCCCAUUCCCAGUGGAAGGCCAGUCUGAGGGAUGAUGUAGCCUUACUAGUUCACAGCCCUCACAAGAGGCACAGGUUUUCCACACUUAACCUGUACUUGAACGGUUUUAAACCUAACAUUCUUGUCUUCACCUGUUUGCAGUAAACCCUGAUCCUGAACCCUGAUUUGGCACUGUUUUGGGUUGGUGAAAGCUAUGCAGUAGAAAACUUUCUCUGACAAACAUUAUCACGCCUGUUAGCUUACCUCAAGAGCAUAGUCAAGUAGAAACGCUCCACCAGAAGGUGCCGUGACUUGAGAAUGAAUUGCACUUUGGCACAGGCCAACACCCACACUAAAAGCUAAUCUGACACACACAUAAACACACACACACACACACACACACACACACACACACACACACACACACUUUGAACAUUUCUCAAUUUUUAUUGUAUUCCCUCAGUACUGUCCCUUUCUACACUUGGCUGAUGAAUGCAUGUACCAAGACACAUUUUGUCAAAGUGUUGUUAAAAUGGAGGAGUGAAAAUGGGACAUAUAUGUGUAUAAACGAGGAGUUUUUGAAAAAAAAAAAAAAUAGCUAUACACUCGACAGUUGUUAGGCCAGUGUGCUGUAAAUGAAUAAUACACCCAGCAGCAGGCAACAAAGUGACACAUGGGUGUCAAAAUCUUGGCAGUUGGCGAAAAGCUGCCCUGUGUAUGAUCACAUUUAAAGGACAAGUAGUUCUUUUAGGGGAAAGAAUUCGAGUGAGUGAACACUGAGCGCAAGAAACACAGAGAUUAGCUUCACUAGACUGUGGGUGGUGUCUGACUGCUGAAAGUCUUGCUGGGUGGUGAUGCUGUGAUCUCCCCUGCCAUGCCCCUGCAACCUUCCCCAAUCUGACACCCCGCUCUGUCUCACCCCUGGCGACCCCAUCAUCCCGCUCCCCUCCGCCUCCUCCCCUCCUGCACCCGAUGUGGUGUUGACCCCACCCCAACCUCCUGGGAAGACCUCUUUAACCAGGUGAAAGAAAAGGAAACAAAAAAUACGAUAAAUAAAUCUAUAAAUCUAUAAAUAAUAAUAAUAAAAAAAGACUAUAGUAAAACAAAGAGAUAAAAGUGGAGGUUUUAUGGAGAGAUGUAGAGAUUAUGCAUUACAGGAGCAACGGUGGAAUGUACAGGAAACUGUUAAUAUUGUAUAUUUAGAAUUUGAAAAAAACAACAACUUGGAAAUCUAAUAAAUUGACAAAUCAAAGACAGAUUAACUGCUUGUGAUUUGAACACUGAUGCGGUGACACAGCGGUAUUCAAAUGAACCCCUUAGAUUUACAGGGGCUGAGUUUUCACUGUCAUACUUGCAACUGUGACUUAUGAAAUAUUUCAGGUAUCCUGUUGUAAAAGAUAGCAACUCAAGUCCAGGUCAGAUAAUCUUGAAUGAAUAGCAACAUUUUAUUUUGUUCCAAAUGAGGAUAAGUUUGCACAUAAUUUGAAAUGUAACUAUUUCAAGUAUUUUUAGCUUAUGAUUUAGCAUUGGACCAUUAUAAGAGAUCCAAUCUGUGCAAAAGUGAUAAUGACAUUGAAAGCACAUGAAUUAUCCUUAAAGUACUAAACUCUCCUCACCAAAAAACAGCAUAAGUUUCUGAAAUGUCUGAAUGCACAUUAGAUAUUUGGGGUACUCCUCAAUCCAAAAUUAGCUUCAAAACUGUUGCACACGAGACAGUGAAAAUAUAGCCAUUGUAUGAUUUCUAGAGAGGGUUACUGAUAGAUUUUGUUGAGGGCCACUGAAUUCUUUUUGCAUUUUUUUUUUUUUUUUUUAAUUUCUCUCAUAUGUGAAAAAUGUGCCCUCUUCUGUUCCACUUAACACUUUGCAUUUUCUCGUAGCAACUGAGUUGUUGUUGUUGUUGUUUUUUUUUAUCUCAUAACUCUACAUUCAGAACUCUUCCUCUUAAAUUCUUGUUUUUGUUGGCUUUGAGAAAGAGAGGAAAAGUCUUUUCCUAAAAUGAGGUGGUCCAACUUUACUCUUCAGCCAGUAUUCCAUUGCUCGGUCCCAAACCUUUUUAUAGUUUUUGUCCCCACCCCACCCCACCCCAUUUCUGUAGUGUUAUAUUUUCCUUUUUAUUCUGGAAAGGGUCAUUUUAUUUUCCAGUUGCUAUCUGUAGAGGGCCAGAUGAGUGGCAGUUUGGCUUAUCUUGUGUUUACUAUGUUUGGAGGCAGAGUCUAGCUUUAGACCUUGGUCACACAGAACUGGAUCAGUUGUUACUCUGAUUGCACAAGUGAUUGACCAGAUUGAGAGUCUACUGUGAUAACCCUUACCGCCGUGAGAGAUUGCUGCCAUUGGCUGAUAGUGGGUGGGGUUACGUCUCUGUACAGUCUGUUUAUCAGUAUUCAGUUUAUCUUUCCUGUCAUUGGUGGAUCUUGCUGUUUUAUUCUCCCUGGUCCAGAGACCUGUAUUAAACUGUAUUAAAUUGUAUAGAUUGUGCAAAAAGCUGAAUGUCAGAUUACUGAAGAUAAAAGCUAUUCCUUAUAGAACACAAAGUGAUUUAAAAUGUAUAAAAGAAAUUCAGAAACUAAGUUUAGGGGAUAAAUGUAAUAUUUUGUUUGUAAUUACUAUUUUUUGUUGGAAGAGGGCUACUGGAUAAAGAAUCAUCUGUAAUAAAGUAAUUUUAAUAUUU